Thermothielavioides terrestris NRRL 8126 is the source of this 4590-nucleotide messenger RNA. RefSeq lists its product as uncharacterized. Gene Ontology annotation, cellular component: mitochondrion. The transcript has 3 exons. The annotation marks the transcript as partial. The record is from RefSeq and is a predicted model, not a curated record. Gene Ontology annotation, biological process: mitochondrial tRNA threonylcarbamoyladenosine modification. NCBI's taxonomy places the organism in Eukaryota, Fungi, Ascomycota, Sordariomycetes, Sordariales, Chaetomiaceae.
AUGAGCAGUCCACGAACGCUUCAUCCCGACGCCGAGAAUCGCUUGUCGGCCAGGAGCAAGGAGGAAUGGGAGGAAUGGGAAGACGACGAGGUGCUGACACCCAUCACGGCGCGAGACGGCCCUCUACUGCCCGUGGAAUCCGGAGAGACCUGGAGCGCUGCUACGCGCGCGGAGCCGGCAGCACAGCCGGAGCGACAGGCGUCUCAGCGGACCACCAGCUCGGCUGCCCGGCAGUCAGUGCAGCGGAUACGGAGGCUGAGGUCCCGCCACAGGCAGAAGGCUCAGAAUGCGCGCGCCGGCAUCAGAGUGGUGACCGACAUGUCCAAGUUCCGCCAACCGCGGCACGUCGCCCACCUGAUGAGGCCGCUCCGCGAGAGCCGUCAGACCAACACGGGGAAGUUUGUCGACGUGGCCGCCCUGAAGGCUCUGGAGGGUAUCCCGUCCGAUGACGACGACUCCCCCCGCAGUGCCUUUGGCUGGCUGAAGCGGCGGCCGACCAAGGGGAAGCGGGUCGAAAGACUGGCCGCCGAGGCCGCCCCGCAGGCCGACCUCUCCCCCAGUGCGGGCCCGAUAGUCAUCGGCUUUGCCAUGCCCUCGGACUCGGACGUGGUCAUCAGCCCGCAGACGGCCAUGGUCGAGACGCCGGUAGACUUUCCAUCCUACUUCAAGCCUCCCACGGCUGCCUCGCCAAGUCAGCCGGUUUCCGCCUGGUCUCCUGAUACCGAUGACGGCGCCUCACCGCGGAUCCCCGAGCGGAACCACGUGCCCGCUGUCCCGUUUAUUCCGCAACACUACAAGGCCGCCGAUGCCCCGCCCUUCACAGCGGGUGCCAACGAGGACGGCUCGGCAAGGUCCAGGGAUAGGAGGGACGACGGGGACACAAUCACAACACCUCUCUAUGUCAGCGAUGAUGAUGACAUGGCGACGCCGGCCACACUGUUUGAAGAGGACGGCAGCCCGGCAACGGUAAAGCCCAGGUCUCUCAGAGUCAAAGGCCGCCAGCGAUCAGCCACGGCUGGGAGCUCUCGGUCCCAAGGAUGGUGGGACCAGGUGACCUCUCCCUUCGGGCCACCUACCCCCGCCACGCCACAAAGCCCCGGUGCUAUGCAGACCAAGACCGAUGAGGGUGGUCAGGCAUGGUGGAAGGACGAGGAUAAAAAGAAGCCUCCCUCCUCAUUCCGCACCCAACCCGAUGCUGGAUUUUCGCGCCCCCCCGGGAACGCUUCCAGGCUCCCACGCCGUCCCCCAGAAGUCAUCAUCGAAGACGUCUCUUCCACGCCGCCUUCAUCGUCACAGAUUGUUUCGCCGCCUCCUCAACCACCAUCUCAACCCGAAAAGCCCCGUGCGAUGGCCGAGGAGGUACGAACACCUGGCGAGUUGCCACCGCCAUACACGCCGCCGCCGAGGAAGCUCAACAUCCGCUACCGCGCGGUCUUCCCUCCCGGGCAUCCCCUGAACGAAAUGUUUCCGCCAUCGCCCGGCCCAGUCUCGCCGGGCUUGUCGCACACCAUGACCUCUCAAGGCGCAAUCAACCUAUCCGACGUCCCCUUGACACCGCCUCCCGUGGCCCAGGUCGAGCGGCUGCCAGACCGACCGCUAGGGUCGUUUGUGCCUCGCGACCUCCAUUCUCUCGACGUCUCGGGACGCGGUCCGAGACAGAAGGCAGAGCGGCGGCGGCGGCGACAUGAGAAGGAGGACGCCGUCGCCUGGAAGGUUGGCAGGUCACACCAUCGCCGCGGCUGCUUCCCCUGCUGCGGAUGCUUGGGCAGGCCCGGGCGCGAGGGGAGGAAACGGCGACGCGUGUGCUUGGGCGUGUGCGUAGCCGUGCUGCUGCUGACUGCGCUGGGAGUUGCCCUCGGCGUAACGCUGUCGCGGCACGCCGGCGCCGAGACAAGCAUGCCUUCGCGGUGGCUGAACCUCACCGACUUCCCGCCCAUCCCCACCGGCAUCUCGACCGUGAUCGGGCCCGACUCGGACUCGAUAACGGCAUGUGUCCAGCCGCCGACACUCUGGGCCUGCUCGCUACCCAAGGAGCAGGCGAGCUCGGUCGCUCCGUUUGACGCCAGCCAGCCCAGCUUUGUCAUUCAGAUCCAGUUCGACAAUAGCACCCGAAAGCUUUGGAACACCACAGGGGACCCGCCGCGGCCGACCCCGUCUGACCGCGGGAAUGGGAUCCCACUGCCACAGCCUAACACAGCCAGCACGACUUCGACCCCGACCGCCACUGCCAGCGCCAGAGCACGCGCCGUCCCAGUCACAGGAAUUGCGUCUCUCCUUCGGCGGCUGGCGCUGGGGCCCCGCGACAGCUCAGGCUCAAGCCUGGACCUGCGGCCCGACCCGCCUCCGCCGAGCUUCCAGGAGAUGUUCUUCCUCGGCAACACGACGGACGGCGUGGUGUCGGACGACAAGGCGGGCGAGCCGACGCCCUUCUACGUCAGCAUGCUGCGGUCGGUCAACGACACGGUCGGGCCGAACCUGCUGACCCGGCGCGGCGGCAGCAGCGGCGGGACGCAGAGCAACCUGACGACAGGGACGGUCAACGUAUCCGACAUCGCGCCCCCGCCGGCGCUCAACAAGGACGGCACGGGCGCGCCGGCGGUGCUGCUCGGCUUCCCGACGCAGCAGCCGCUGCGGCUGUACGACCGCGGCCUGCCGACCGAGCGCUACAGCUUCUACUCGUACUACAACAAGACCACGUACGUCAAGUCGAUCGCGCCGCUGCUGGGCAACGGCGCGUCGGCGACGCCCGUGCCGGCGGACGAGAACGGCGGCUGCCUCGAGACCGAGGCCAAGUUCCUGGUCACCUGGCUGUCGGUGCGGUACAAGGUGGAGAUCUGGACGCGGCGGGGCAACGCGACGCGGCUGGUGGGCGGGCUGGGCGGCGGGCCGGCGGCCGACAACGACAACGGCACGCAGCCGGGCACGUUCCCGUACCCGGUGACGGUCACGCUCGACACGCACGGCGGGCCGCUCGGCGGCAAGUACGCCUUCGUGCGCGGCGUCGACGACCGGCAGCGCAUCGUGCUGGACGACGCCCGCUACGUGCUCAACCAGAUGAACACCACCGGCGACCUGGUCAACCCGGCCGGCGACUACAAUCCCAGCCUGGGCGGCAUGGACGGCGGCACCGGCGGCUGCCGGUGCGACACGAGAACGAGCGGUGACGCCGGGACCAUUCCGACACCCAAGCCACCACCCGAUCAUUCCCGGUCACUGUUGACCCUCGCCAUCGAGACGUCGUGCGACGACACGUGCGUCGCCGUCCUCGAGAGGAGGGGCGACGCGGCGCGCCUGCACUUCAACCGCAAGAUCACGUCCGACAACACCGAGUUCCUCGGCGUCUGCCCCGUCACUGCCGUCCAGUCGCACAUGUCCGGCCUAGCGCCUCUCGUUGAUGCGGCUAUCGCGGCUCUACCCCGCGCCCAGCCCGGAACGGACACCCCCGACUUCAUCAGCGUCACGCGCGGCCCGGGCAUGACCUCCAGCCUGUCUGUCGGCCUGGCCGUGGCGAAGGGGCUGGCCGUGGCGUGGCAGGUGCCGCUGCUGGCCGUCCACCACAUGCAGGCCCACGCCCUGACGCCGCGCCUGGCCUAUGCUCUCGAUCAACCGUGGCCGGAUGGCACGCCGUCAGCUGGCCAGGGCGAGUCCGAGCCGGAACCCGACCAGCGGAUCCGGGAGCGGCUGAACCCGGCCUUCCCCUUCCUGAGCCUCCUCGUCUCGGGAGGCCACACGCAGCUGCUUCUCUCCCGCUCGGUGGUCUCGCACGAGAUCCUGGCCGACGCGCAGAACGUCGCCAUCGGCGACAUGCUUGACAAGUGCGCCCGCCUCAUCCUGCCUCCUGACGUGCUCAGCAAGGCGGGGGACGUCAUGUACGGCGCCGAGCUCGAGGCCUUCGCCUUCCCCCCGUCUUCCUCCUCCGGCGGCGUAGACUACGACUACACUCCGCCCGCCACGCGCGCCGAAGAGCUCAGGCCCUACCAGUCAGCCGAGCACGGCUGGUCGCUGACGCCGCCGCUGAGCCAGAGCCGCGAGAUGGCCUUCGACUUCUCCGGGCUCGGCGGCCGCGUGCAGGCCAUCAUGCAGCAGAACCCGCACAUGGACGAGCCGCAGCGCCGGGAGCUGGCCCGCGCGACCAUGAAGCUUGCCUUCGAGCACCUAGCCAGCCGCGUCCUCUUCGCGCUCGAGCAGCUGAACCCGCAGGGGGGGAAGCAACCGCGCAAGAGGGAAACAGCCGCCGCAACUGCGACGAUCACCAACGACGCACAUCACCCAGAAACUCCCCAACAAGACCCACCAAAAACCACCCCCCACCCCCAACCCCAACCCGAACCAGAACCGAUCAAAACACUAGUGGUAUCAGGCGGCGUCGCCUCCAACGGCUUCCUGCGGCACGUGCUGCGCACGACGCUGCUUGCGCGCGCGCGCGGCGGGCGCGGCGGGCAGCACAGCCCGGCGGUGGUCCGGCCGCCGCCGGGGCUGUGCACCGACAACGCGGCCAUGAUCGCGUGGGCCGGCACCGAGAUGUGGCGGGCCGGCUGGCGGAGCGGGCUGGACGUGCUGCCCGUCCGGCGGUGGCCGAUGGGCGGCGGC